AUGCUGGCUGACAGUGAAAAGGCAGCCUUGUGUUUUGUGCAAACGGCGCUCUAUGGAGAGUACCAAGAGCACCAGGGGGGCUCGGGCCGACGGGAGGCCACCCGCCGGCUGACCGAGAGACAGAUCAAGAAGCACGGCAGCCAUCCCCACGGCCACGGCAAGAACCGCCACUCGCACGGCCGCCACGGGCACGGCCGCCACGGCCACCACGGUCGCCAUGGAGACGGCAGCCACAGCAGGCAGCGGGGCAGGCUUCAGUCCAGCAAGGAGGCCGGGCCUGUGGAGGGGCAGGCAGCUGAACCGGGCCAUACGUCCUCUGUAAAGAAAAAACGCUCCUACUCCAAGUGUCGAGACUGCAUCGCCCGAGUGCAGCGGUUUCUGGUGACCAAGCUGGGGGAGGACUGGAUCUUCCUGGUCCUGCUGGGCAUCACCAUGGCGCUGGUCAGCUGGACGAUGGACUACGCCAGCGCCAAGAGCCUACAAGCCUACAAGUGGAUCCACGGGGAGCUGAAGGGGAACAUCCCCCUGCAGUACCUGGCCUGGGUCGCCUAUCCCCUGAUGCUCAUCCUGUUCUCCUCCCUCUUCUGUCACCUGGUCGCCCCACAAGCCAUCGGUUCUGGUAUCCCGGAGUUAAAGACCAUCCUGCGAGGCGUCGUGUUGAAGGAAUAUUUGACUCUCAAGGCGUUCAUCGCCAAAGUCAUCGGGCUGACUGCCGGCCUGGGCAGCGGCAUGCCCGUGGGGAAGGAGGGCCCGUUUGUGCACAUCGCCAGUAUCUGUGCCGCUGUUCUCAGCAGGUUCAUGUCCUUCUUUUCAGGAGUUUAUCAGAAUCCAUACUGUUACACAGACAUCCUGACAGUGGGCUGUGCGGUCGGGGUGGGCUGCUGCUUCGGUACUCCUCUAGGAGGCGUGCUGUUCAGCAUCGAGGUGACAUCCACAUAUUUUGCAGUGAGAAACUACUGGAGAGGCUACUUUGCUGCUACGUUCAGCGCCUUCAUCUUCAGAGUGCUGUCCGUCUUCAACAAAGACGCAGUGACCAUCACUGCUCUGUUCAGGACAAAAUUUCGUAUGGAUUUCCCCUUCGACCUGCAGGAGCUGCCGGCAUUCGCCAUCAUCGGGAUCUCCUGCGGCUUCCUGGGAGCGUUCUUCGUCUACCUCAACAGGCAGGUGGUGCUGUUCAUGAGGCGGCCCAACGCCAUGACCCGCUUCCUCACCAGGCAUCGGCUGAUCUUCCCCGCUGUGGUGACCCUGGUCAUCGCCACGCUGACCUUCCCACCCGGGUUCGGACAGUUCAUGGCAGGAGAGCUGAUGCCCCGGGAGUGCAUCAACUCUCUGUUUGAUAACUUCACCUGGACGAAGGUGUGGGGCUCCGCCCCCCCGGCCGGCCUGGGCCGCUCCGCCGCCUGGCUCCACCCCGACGUCAGCGUCUUCGUCAUCCUGCUGCUCUUCUUCCUCAUGAAGUUCUGGAUGUCUGCAGUUGCCACCACCAUGCCCAUCCCCUCUGGGGCCUUCAUGCCCGUCUUCAUACUGGGCGCCGCGUUCGGCCGGCUGGUGGGCGAGAUCAUGGCCACCCUGUUUCCUCACGGGAUCGUGUUCGACGGCAUCCUGUACCGCAUCAUCCCUGGAGGGUACGCAGUCAUUGGAGCAGCUGCGCUGACCGGUGCGGUGACUCACACCGUGUCCACGGCGGUGAUCUGCUUCGAGCUGACGGGCCAGAUCUCCCACAUCCUGCCCAUGAUGGUGGCGGUGAUCCUGGCCAACAUGGUGGCUCAGGGCCUGCAGCCGUCCCUGUACGACUCCAUCAUCCAGGUCAAGAAGCUGCCCUACCUGCCGGAGCUCGGCUUCGGGCACAUCAGCCAGUACAACAUCUUCGUGGAGGACAUCAUGGUGAGGAAGGUGAGGUUCAUCUCCUUGCACUGCUCCUGCAGAGAAGUCAUCCAGCUGCUGGACUCCACAUCCCUCAAGACAAUCCCACUGGUGGACUCCAAAGACUCGAUGAUCCUCCUGGGCAGCAUCGACCGCCUGGAGCUGCUGGCUCUCUGUGAUUGGUGGCUGUCGGCGGAGAGGCGGAUCCUGACGCAGGGCCGGAGCCUGCAGGAGCAGAACCAGUGCGCCAAACACAGCUGGGAGUCCUUCGCCUUCGUCGAUGAAGAGGAGGAGGAAGAGGGAGAGAAGGGCGGCCCGGUGCAGGAGGAGAGGAACGGCCCCCUGCCCUCCCCCAAACCCCAGGAGCCGUCCUCAAACCACACCGCCACUGUCCCCGACAAAGGUCCUCUGCAGUCCGUGAGGUCAACACUCAGGAAUCUCUUCACAUCCAAGGACAGGAAGGCAGAGGGACAGUCACAGGAGCCCUCGCCGCCUCCUCUGUCAGACACAAUGACACCGGAGGAGAUUAAAGCGUGGGAAGAGGCAGAGAUGGACAAGCCAAUGGAAAUCGAUCAGAUCCGAAUAGACCCCUCCCCUUUCCAGCUGGUCGAGAGGACGUCGCUGCACAAGACCCACACAUUAUUCUCAUUACUGGGGCUAAGUCAUGCUUAUGUCACCAGCAUCGGCAAACUGGUGGGGGUGGUGGCGCUCAAAGAGCUCCAGAAGGCCAUCGAGGGCUCCACGCGCUCCGGCGUCCGGCUCCGCCCCCCUCUGGCGAGCUUCCGCGACGUCAGCAGCCGCGGCUCCGCCUCCAAGCCGCCGCAGGCUCCUCCCACCGCCUCCUGCGCCGCCUCCGCCCCGUCCUCGCCUUCCGCCGCCUCCCCUCUCUCGGCUCCGGCGCCGCCCCUCGAGCUCCCGCAGCCCUCCUCCUCGCCGCUCCACCACCAUCAGCACCAGCACCACCACCACCACCAUCAUCAUCAUCAUCAUCAUCAUCCUCCAAACGAGAUGGAGGUGUGGAUCGAGGGCGUGACGAGGGAGGUGGAGGAGAGCGGCAGCAGCAGCGGCAGUGGAAGUGGAAGUGGAAGUGGAAGUGGAAGUGGGACCUGCAGCCCCACCAGCAGGAGCAGCAGCGACAACAGCAGCCUCACGCUCCCUCCCUCCUCCUCGCCUCCCCCCAUCCCUCCCUCCUCCACUCCCUCUCCUCCUCCUCCCCCCUCCCCUGACACCUCCAUCCCUCUGUCCUCCCUGAGGCCUGCGCAGGGACACGUCGAGGAGGAGGAAGACAGCGACGAUGAGCCCAUGGUUUAG
Molecule: messenger RNA, 3174 nt
Organism: Myripristis murdjan (pinecone soldierfish)
Lineage: Eukaryota; Metazoa; Chordata; Actinopteri; Holocentriformes; Holocentridae
Product: chloride channel protein 1-like
Exons: 24
Coding region: 1-3174 (1057 amino acids)
Biological process (GO): transmembrane transport; chloride transport
Cellular component (GO): plasma membrane
Molecular function (GO): voltage-gated chloride channel activity
Source: RefSeq, a predicted model, not a curated record